This is a messenger RNA of Rattus norvegicus (Norway rat), 4318 nucleotides long. NCBI's taxonomy places the organism in Eukaryota, Metazoa, Chordata, Mammalia, Rodentia, Muridae. The record is from RefSeq and is a predicted model, not a curated record.
CCCAGGGAUAGAAAAUGUCCCCAGUGGUCUCUAAAAGUGCUUGUGCAACAGGCUACUGGCACGCCAAUGCCUCGGGCCUGUAUUCUCUUAGCACUUCCUGUGGGUAUAGCGAGAGGAAGUCUGAGGGAAAUGCACUGCCCUCUUGCCCUAGGGACACACAACCAGGAAAGGGGACAGGAGGCUGCUAGCAUCCCCCAGUACCAGAGGCCUGCUAUACCAUCAAACUUCCACUUCCGCCUCCAAAGUCCACCCAGGACUCACCAGGGAGGAACGUGGGGCCUGUCAGGCCACCUGGGCUUCAGGCCCAUAAAACUUUAUAGUCCUGAUGGCUAUAUGUUGCAGCUCCCUCUUGGGUCCCCUGCUAGUGAUUUCCAGAUGUGCAGGGACAUCAUCUUAGGUCCUUUUGAAGACUUAACCACGUUAGUGGGAGUUAUAGGUGAUGGUGCUAGGCCAAGCCUCUCUGUGAUGUAAACAAGUACUCUGAGACGAUGGAUCAAAAGUGGUCCUUGCAUGCGUGCGUGUGCGUGUGCGUGUGCGUGUGUGUGUGUGUGUGUGUGUGUGUGUGUAAGGGAGGGUAGAUUAAUAGAUUGAUGGAUAGAUGAUUAGAUGGAUGGGUAGAUGGAUAGAUAUAUAGGUGGGUGGAUGAUUGGAUGGAUGGAUGGAUGGAUGGAUGGAUGGAUGGAUGGAUGGAUGGAGAUUAGGCUCAACCUCUGGAGCCUGAUGACCUGGGCUCAAACCACAUCCAAAGCAAAUGUUUGUGUCCUAGUUUCCCCAAGUGCAAAACGGGGUCAUAGCUCUACCUAAUUCAGGCUCAAUGUGACUUACCACUCUCAAGGUGGUUCUGGCUGGCGUUGAACAAGCUCUAGGUAAUGGUUGACGGCUCCUGAAUGUUCUUCGAACUGGAUAUCGCCCCCCCCCAACACAAUACUUUCCUUAGAUCUAAUUCAUCUGUGAGGCAGCCAACCAAACACUGUCACCAAAAUAAUUCCCUGUUUUGUCGAGUGACACUUUCAGGGUGCACACAUCCCUCCUCUAAGCCUCUGCUGUGUGAGUCAGGGCAGGAAAAACCCUCAGGACAACAGCCUUCCAACAGUUCUGUAGGGGAACAGUAGUAGGCUAGGUGGGUACAGCACGCCUGACUAUUCUUGGUAGCCUCAGGACGGUUUUCCGACUGACUUCUUCCCAUACCGUCCUGUCCCUGCUUGACACCCGAACACAGAGGCCCUUUUACACAUUGAUUCCUCAUUGCCACAAAGUCCAAAAUACACCAAAUCUCAGCUGUCCAAAUAUUUUCCAGGACUGGCUACUAAACGAAUGUGAAUUUAUUCAGUUUUGUCACCAGGCAGGAUGAAAGGGGCUCUGAUGGGGAGGCUUUGGGGGACAAAAGUAAAAAGCUGGGGUCACCAAAUUAAUAACAACGAGGUCAGCAUUCUAGCCUUCAUGCUGAGGAAAAUUUAAUAUAAUCAAAAUAAAAUAACAUUUUAAGAGCUUUUGGGCAAAACCGGGAGAUGCCACCAGUAUCUUUGUAAAAAGGAAAAUGACACAGUGUUGAUUUUCACCAGCAGGUGGCAGUAGAGCGAUAAGGGUAAAUUAACAUCGUUUAAAGAACAACUUCACGACGAGAGACAAUCUCCCCCAACCUAGUUAAAGCUUGCCUAAAGCAGGUUAAAUCCAGGUCUUACCACUAAACCUGGACAUACAAGGGUGUGUUAACCUUUUUAAAUUUCCCCUGGACUCUGCAUACAGAAAAAAAAAAGACUUCUUUUAAAUAAUUUAGUAGUUAUAACCCCAGCAGCCCAGAGGACCUUUAGGAGCCAAAAGCUGUUCAUGCCUUUGAGUUUCUGGGAAGAGCACAGGUAAGUUUAGGGAAAACGAGUCAUCUUUGUGCUGUGGGGUUUCCCAAUAUGUUCUCGCACUGCCUCUGAGACCCUCCUAACCUUUCAGAUUUCCCAAGUAAGGGCAGGGAUUAUUGGGCAAACAUCCCCCUUGUCCAUCACCCUUUCUGCCUCACUGCUGUCCACAUUAGAACCCAAGUGCCAUGCUUCUUUACUCUGUGUCCUGGUUUAGGAUGCUGUUGCUGCCAUGAAACACCAUGACCAAAGCAACGUGGGGAGGGAAGGGUUUGUUCAGCCUACACUUCCACAUUGCUGUUCAUCACCAAAGGAAGUCAGGACUGGAACUCACACAGGGCAGGAACCUGGAGGCAGGGGCUGAUGCAGAGGCUGUGGAGGGAUGCUGCUUACUGGCUUGCUUCUCAUGGCUUGCUCAGCCUGCUUUCUUAUAGAACCCAGGACCAUCACAAAGGGAAGGCCAGCGCCUCCCCCAUCAUCACUAACUAGGAAAAUGCCUUACAGUCAGAUCUGAAGGAGGCAUUUUCUCAAAGGAGGUUCCCUCCUUUCGGAUAACUCUAGCUUGUGUCAAGUUGACAUAGACCAGACAGCACACUCCAUUGAGGCACCACACAAUGAAAGGAAACUCAGGAACUGGUGGAAGGGGUCGACGGAACAGUGUUAAUUAAAAUGGUAUUGGUCACAAUACCAUAAAGAGAUGGCGACAUGGAAGCCUGAACCAGUCCUUUUAGAUUCAGGAUUUGUGCCAAAAGAAGAACUCAGCACACAGUCUUCGGAGCCAGUGUUGCAGGGAGACCCGAACUGCAAAAUUGAUUUGUCGUUCUUAAUUGACGGGAGCACCGGCAUCGGCAAGCGCCGCUUCCAGAUCCAGAAGCAGUUCCUAGUGGAUGUCGUCCAGGCUCUGGACAUCGGCCCUGGUGGUCCCCUCGUGGGUGUUGUUCAGUACGGAGACAACCCUGCUACCCAGUUUAACCUUAAAACUCACAUGAAUUCUCAAGAUCUGAAGACAGCUAUAGAGAAAAUUACCCAGAGAGGAGGCCUUUCUAAUGUAGGCCGCGCCAUCUCCUUUGUAACCAAGAACUUCUUUUCCAAAGCAAAUGGAAACAGGGGUGGUGCUCCCAAUGUGGCUGUGGUCCUGGUGGAUGGCGGGCCCACAGACAAAAUAGAAGAGGUGUCACGAGUUGCAAGAGAGUCGGGGAUCAAUGUCUUCUUUGUCACCGUCGAAGGGGCUGCUGAAAGGGAGAAGCAGCAUGUGGUGGAGCCCAAUUUUGCCAGCAAGGCAGUGUGCAGAACAAAUGGCUUCUACUCCUUCAACGUGCAGAGCUGGCUCAGCCUGCACAAGACCGUGCAGCCCCUGGUGAAGCGAGUCUGCGACACUGACCGCCUCGCCUGCAGCAAGACCUGUUUAAACUCUGCCGACAUAGGCUUUGUCAUUGAUGGCUCAAGCAGCGUGGGGACAAGCAACUUCCGCACGGUCCUGCAGUUCGUGGCCAACCUCAGCAAGGAGUUUGAGAUUUCAGACACCGACACUCGCAUCGGGGCCGUGCAGUACACCUAUGAGCAGCGGCUGGAAUUCGGGUUCGACAAGUAUAACAGCAAAGCCGACGUCCUCAGUGCCAUCAGGAGGGUGGGGUACUGGAGCGGGGGCACCAGCACAGGGGCUGCCAUCCAGUAUGCCCUCGAACAACUCUUCAAGAAGUCCAAACCGAACAAGAGGAAGGUAAUGAUCCUUAUCACCGACGGCAGGUCUUACGAUGACGUGCGGAUCCCAGCCAUGGCUGCCUACCAGAAGGGGGUGAUCACCUACGCAAUAGGCAUCGCAUGGGCUGCUCAGGACGAGCUGGAGGUAAUUGCCACGCACCCUGCCAGGGACCACUCCUUCUUCGUGGAUGAGUUUGACAACCUCUACAAAUUCGUCCCCAGGAUCAUCCGGAAUAUCUGUACAGAGUUCAACUCGCAGCCUCGAAACUGAGUUGGGAGCAGACAGAACAGCAAAUGCUGUCUCACUGAUCCUUGGGACCAUCCCCGGCAUGGUCCGUAUUUGGGGUUGGGGGGAUGAGGGGGCGAGGGAUGGCUCCGAGAGAGCUUGGGAAAAUGCACUGGGUGUUAUUACUCUGCCACUGGUGGUGUAAAUGCUUCAGAACCUACCAGUCAAAAGGCUGACUGUCAGCUCUCAGGUUGGGUUCAAAUCCUGCAUCGCCUUGUGUGUGCUGAAGAGUCCACAUUUCCACAGUUGUUUUCUAAAUACGUAUCCAGAGGAGAGUACAGCUCCUAUGACAGCAGAGGAGGGAGGGUACAGCUCCUAUGACAGGAAAGCAUUGAGCGUUUAUGGGAAGUUUGUUUACGUUUCUCAUUAGAACUCUAUAACUGUCCAUAAGUUUCUUUUUAUUGUGUUCUCCCUUUUUUUUUUCCUUUUUUCUUUUUUGUCCUGAGAAUGUGGGAACUGCUUAAAUAAAUGUUUCAAAGAA